This is a messenger RNA of Anisakis simplex (herring worm), 294 nucleotides long. Lineage: Eukaryota; Metazoa; Nematoda; Chromadorea; Rhabditida; Anisakidae. The record is from the annotation of a GenBank genome assembly.
AUGGAUACGAUUGUGUUGAACGUAAGUCAUUCACAACUCGAAGAACAACUCAAAAUUGCGGCAGCUUGUGGUGUUGCUGAGCAAAACAAAGCGAAGAAUGAUGGUGGGAAGGAAGGAGAGAAUAUCGAGAUUGAAGUGGACAUGGACGAAGAUAAUGAAUUGGCUGUUGAUGAUGCGAAUGAAGGUGAUGAUUCGUUGCUUAUGCAUGCUUCACAGCUUUAUUCAUUGUGGUGGUGUAUUAUCUGUUGCUUUGUUACUUACGUAUCUCGAUUAGUUGCGCGCAGCAGAUCAUAA